Molecule: messenger RNA, 1814 nt
Organism: Hibiscus syriacus
Lineage: Eukaryota; Viridiplantae; Streptophyta; Magnoliopsida; Malvales; Malvaceae
Exons: 6
Coding region: 371-1324 (317 amino acids)
Source: RefSeq, a predicted model, not a curated record
CUCUUUCAGAGUUCAGACCCUUCCUUUGAGUAUCUUACUUCAGUUCCAAAGCCAGGAUUCUAAUCAUGUCUCAUCCAUCUAUGUGAUUGUGGAGAUAAUAGAGAAGACAAACAGAGAAACUUAAUCUAAUAUAUAUAUAUAUAUACACAUAUGCAACAAUUAUAGGGUAUUUCACUGGCAAACUGAAGCUGCUUUAGAAGUUUCUUGGCAACCUCAUUUGAAGAAGUGAAUGAGACUUUGCAGCUGCAGGGAGAGGAAAUAAAGUGAGAAAGCUAAGUGUUUGAAGGCUAAACUGGUUACUUGAUAUUACUUUCUUGAAUCAAGGGACAAGCUUUCUUGUUUUAUUUUUUGUAUUCUUUUUGAAGUUACCAUGGACUCUUCAAAUCUCCAUUCUCAAUUCAAGGUUGAAGAACAGUAUGUUAAGUAUACCUCUAUGUUAACUCAAAUUGGUCCUCAAGUAUCAACUGCAGACGAAUGGAAGCACGACUUCUUUCCGAGUAUUGGUGGCAGAUACAAUAGGACUCUGGUUGACUCCAUCCCUAAAUCAAGGGAACUAUGGACACCGCCUUUGAUAAGGACCUCGGUGAAUGAGGGCAGCUUCUACCAACAAUCCGCAAACGAGUUUCUCCUUGCAAAUAUCAAAGAUGAUAUGUCAGGCUCCUUCACCAAACUGAGUGAGAUGUACUGCAACUCUAGCGCAGAGGACCCGCAUUUACCGUCUAAAAAACACUAUCCACAAUCCAUUGAUCAAGAUCUAGGGGGAAAUCUAUGGCACGGAAAUUUCUCCAUUGCUAACAACAUGACCGAGCGGCAGCUUUUGUCUGGAGACUUGUACAUUAAUUCUAAUGAUCACUCCCCAUGUUUGGGAACUGCAGCAGCUAGCAGAUAUGAUUUCAAUCAUAUCUUUCCAAGUACAAAUAUUGCUACCACAGAUAUGUGCUCCACAUUGAUUUCAAACUCUUUGGACUUGAACUUGAAAUCCUUGGAUCUUUUCAACUCUACAUAUGAUAGUGGGAGAUGCAAUCAAUAUUUAGUUGAAAAUCCUGAAAAAAUAAGCAGAAAUGUGCUUAUGGGCCAUGAUCCUAGAAGAGAAAGUAAUGACAGUCCAUCCACCACCUCCAGAGUAUCAACCUUUGUUAGUGGAUCAACUACAAGUGCAAAGAGACCUGGUAGCUUUUCCGAUACAAAGGAAUCCCAUACAGAUACUAAGAAGUGCCGGUCCUCGAAGUCACGGUCCCCAUGUCCAACGUUAAAGGUGAAACUAAUAUUAACCGAUGCUUCAUUUUUAUGCAAAUUCUCACUAGCUUGGACCUUGAUUUUUUAACCUUAGGUUAGAAAGGAGAAAUUAGGAGACAGGGUUGCUGCACUUCAGAAGCUGGUGGCACCAUUUGGAAAGACAGAUACUGCUUCAGUGUUAACAGAAGCCAUUGGGUACAUCCAGUUCCUCCAUGACCAAGUUGAGACAUUGAGUGUGCCAUUUAUGAAAUCAUCACAAAGCAAGCUUUAUAGAACCAUGCAAACGGGUAUGAAAGAAGGAAAAGAAGAGCAGAAGCCUGAUCUUAGAAGUAGAGGACUAUGCCUUGUGCCCCAGUAUUGUGCCGAGUAUUUUAUUAAUCGUUGCUUUAAUGGAAUUUAGAUAUUCCCCCUUUGAGAAACUUGAGGUUGUACAUAAGAAAAAUGAUUCCAGCCUUUCGAAUUACGAAAACUACUGGUGUAGGCUCAAGGUCUGGUUAUUGAGACUAAGAGCUUUAGCUAGCUCAUAUAUAUUUGUCAACCUCCAUGAAAAGAUAUUUUUAUUAGGGGAUCAUCAAGUU